This is a messenger RNA of Penaeus monodon (black tiger shrimp), 544 nucleotides long. RefSeq lists its product as uncharacterized. The record is from RefSeq and is a predicted model, not a curated record. NCBI's taxonomy places the organism in Eukaryota, Metazoa, Arthropoda, Malacostraca, Decapoda, Penaeidae.
AGUAAAAUGUAUCGGAUGAGAAGGGCCUUCACGUGGAGCGAGCGGUAAACAACAUUGCAGACGAGCGACAAAACUCAUUAAGAAUUAGGAAUAAGAAAUUAGUCCUGUUAAUUAGAUAACAGCAAGGAAGAAAAAUACACGAAAGAUGACUCGUCACGUCAAAGGAAAGAAACACCGUGGAGUUAAAAACCCAUAUGAACAACAAAAACUCCGGGAUGAGAAGGACAAGGUCAAUCGUGCCCCAAAGAAUGUCGACACACAGGAGAUUCCGAAGAAACUUCAGCUGAUUUCCAAAUACAUGAAUAAAGUUAAUUCUCCAUCAGCUACAAAGAAAACUAAGAAGAAGGUGCUCUCCCCUGCUGCUCUGAGAAAAGAAAAGAAAAGGAGAAAGGAAAGCAAGCACUUAAUUGAUGGAAGAAGGUUGGAUCCAGUAGAAGAAGAGCAACCAGGCAUGACCCGGCCUGUGCAGCGACUUCCUCUCCUCAAACAGGGAAGGCGAGAGAAAGACGAGAAGUUCUUAGCCAGAGUGCAUGAAACUAUACAG